Molecule: messenger RNA, 3076 nt
Organism: Paramormyrops kingsleyae
Lineage: Eukaryota; Metazoa; Chordata; Actinopteri; Osteoglossiformes; Mormyridae
Gene: idh3b
Product: isocitrate dehydrogenase (NAD(+)) 3 non-catalytic subunit beta
Biological process (GO): isocitrate metabolic process; tricarboxylic acid cycle
Cellular component (GO): mitochondrion
Molecular function (GO): oxidoreductase activity, acting on the CH-OH group of donors, NAD or NADP as acceptor; NAD binding; magnesium ion binding
Source: RefSeq, a predicted model, not a curated record
CUUCCGGGGUUAAAGGCGGCAUCGCGAAGCAGGAAGCGCAGCAGAGUCGGCAUGGCGCUCGCCUUACGAGGACGCUUGGUCGCCUUGUCAAAGGGCCUCGGUGGCCCAUGGCUUCAUCAGCUCAGCUCCAGGCCACUUGGGGUGUCAGCUUGCCUGCAUACACCAGAGGCCCCCCCAGCACGCGCGGACAGCAUCUUCAAGGUCACCAUGCUGCCAGGCGAUGGUGUAGGCCCUGAGCUUAUGACUGCGGUGAAGGAAAUCUUCAAGGCAAGCGACGUGCCUGUGGAGUUUGAGGAGUUCCACCUGAGUGAGGUGCAGAAUAUGGCCAGUGAGGAGAAACUUGACCAUGUGUUGACAUCUAUGAAGAACAACAGAGUGGCGAUCAAAGGAAAGAUCCACACACCAAUGGAGUACAAGGGAGAGCUGGCCUCCUAUGAAAUGAAACUGAGGCGGAAGCUGGACCUGUUUGCCAAUGUGGUGCAUGUGAACAGUUUGCCUGGGUACAGCACUCGCCACAACAACUUGGACCUGGUCAUCAUCCGAGAGCAGACGGAGGGGGAGUACAGCUCCUUGGAGCAUGAGAGCGUGAAGGGAGUCAUCGAGUGUCUCAAGAUCAUCACGCGAGAGAAAUCCCGGCGCAUCGCUAAGUUUGCUUUUGACUACGCCACCAAGAAGGGACGCAGCAAGGUGACGGCCGUGCACAAGGCCAACAUCAUGAAGCUGGGAGAUGGCCUCUUCUUGCAGAGUUGUGCAGAGGUGGCCGAACUCUACCCCAAGAUCAAGUAUGAAAACUUAAUCAUUGAUAACUGCUGCAUGCAGUUGGUGCAGAACCCAUACCAGUUUGAUGUGCUAGUCAUGCCUAACCUGUAUGGGAACAUCAUUGACAACCUGGCAGCUGGGCUGGUGGGCGGAGCUGGGGUUGUUCCAGGAGAGAGCUACAGUGCAGAAUACGCCGUCUUCGAGACCGGAGCCCGUCACCCCUUUGCCCAGGCGGUGGGCAGGAACAUUGCCAACCCCACAGCCAUGCUCCUGAGUGCCGCCAACAUGCUGAGGCACCUCAGCCUCGAUUACCACUCCUACAUGGUGUCUGAUGCAGUCAAGCGGGUCAUCAAGCAGGGCAAGGUACGGACCAGAGACCUGGGUGGGUACAGUACCACAGGUGACUUUGUCCGUGCUGUUGUGGACAACCUGCGAUAUCGGCCUGCAUGCUGAGGAGCCCUGAAGUGUCCGAUCCUGAUCCAACCCCCUGCCCCCCCCCAGCCUCAUCGUCCUGCAUUUACUGUAGAUCAUAUGGGUCCUUUUUUCACUCUCCAUGUAGUGCAUUAACCGUUUCUUCAUUGCUUCAAUGUUGUCAUUGUUUUUUUUCCCCCGAAAUACUUCAGGUCUGUGUUCUGUCACCCCAUAUCUUCUUGUUCUGUCACCCCAUAUCUUCUUGUUCUGUCACCCCAUAUCUUCUUGUUCUGUCACCCCAUAUCUUCUUGUUCUGUCACCCCAUAUCUUCUAAAAGCUGCCCUGUUAACUGAACAUGACAGUGUCGGUUCCAAGUUGCCUGUUGAGGUUUAUGCCACUACUUCUGGUUCCGUUAUUGUGGUCUGGCAUUUCUAUUGUGUUAUUUUAGUAUGGCUGUUUAUCAGCCAUGCUUUAUUCAGUGCAGUUCGUGUCAUGUAAUUAACUUUUCCAUCUUCAACUGCUAAAAGAUGUCCACUGUUUAUCAAUCAAAAGUUUUUUUUUUUUUUAAUGGUUUUAAAAAAAAAAAAGUUGUUACAUACGCGUAUCCAAACACAAUGGUGGUGAUAUGGUGAUAUGUUAAGUAUACAGAUUGUUGCUUAGCAGUUUAAUACUUUUACAUAUAUAUUUACAAUACACCUUUUGUAGAAGAACAGAGGGUGAAAAGAGUGCAUUUUAUACCAUUUUUUUUUUUUUUUUACUUUUAAAACUUUGUGUUUGCUUUGUGUUCAAAAUAAUGUGGGGGGUCUAUAUAGUUUGUGUAGGCUGGAGCUGUUUGGGAGAACCAUUGCUCAGUUGAUAAUGUUACUUACUUCUGUUUAGCAAAGGCUUUUAUCCAAAGUGAUGUUCAGUUGAAUAAUCAAAGAGCUGAGGGUCUUGUUCAAGGGCCUGACGGUGCCAUCACUCUACCAACCGGCUUUGGGAUGUGAACCAAAAACCUUUGCUAAACAGAAGUAAGUAACAUUAUCAACUGAGCAAUGGUUCUCCCUUACAGGCACAGCAGCCUAAAACCACACAGCGGCCCAUGUGUUUGCACUCCGGCACAGAGAAACUCUGUUCAUGGCGAAUCCCUCCAGCGACAAUCACCGUUUAUCACAGAGGCGUGAAUUGAACGUGUGUGUAUGUGCACAGAUACAUGGCGUGUGCCUUUGUAAUUCAGUGUCCCUCCACACGACAGGUGCGCACAGCAGACCUGGGGGGCUACGCGUCCUGUGACGAGUUCACUCGUGCCGUCAUCUCCAACCUGGCUGUCUAGCCGCGCACCAGCUGCCGCGGUCGUCAAACUGUUGCCUUUCAUUGUCUCUUCCUUUGAUUUUUGUCCCUCCCACUGUCUGGUUCAAACAUACCCACAGGGACACGUACUCCGUGAAGGUUUCACAUAGGAAUGCACUUCAUAAUCUGUUCACUUCAGCGCUAUGCUGUACAUGUUAGUUUUGUCAUAUUAAGGAACUUUUUUUUUUCCAAAGUAGACAACAGACAUUUCCUGCCGCUAGGUUGUAUAUUACAUAUCGCGUGAUGUAUUGUUCAACAAUAUUCAUGUCUGAGAUGCGCUGCCUAACUGGUGAAAGUUUAAUACUAAAGUUUAAUGCUGCUUGUUUAUUUUCCUAAUUGUGAUAUUCCUUUCAGCUUGGUAAAAAUAACACCAAACAGACUAGUCUAUGAUUCAAGCUGUGUGCUAUUUUUGGGUAUUUCUCUUUGGCCGGUAAGUUGCGUUCUGCUGUUAUGUGGUUUUGUCUCUCAAGUUCAUGGUUUAGAACGGUUUAAAAAGGGACGGAUACAUAUCUGUAUGCUUUAUUUUGCCCGCUGUGCCAUCUACUAUUUUCAGAUCUAAUAAACUUCACUUGCAGAA